AUCGUAAUUAUCCAAACAUAAGUGAUUUUUUUUAUUAAUUUGACCAUACCUUUACCCUUAUUUAUACCAAUAUUGAAUAGUCAAAUUCCAUUAAAAUCGUAAAGUUCCUAAUUAAAGUAUAACAACAUAUAUUUUUUAGAUUAUUCCUUUAAUUUUAUUAUUUUGUCUUGUGCAUAUAAUAAAAUAUUAUUAUCUUGAAAGCGCGGGAAAAUUGAAGCUAAAAUUUAAGUUAAUAAUAAUUAAGGCCGCUAAUUAUUUCCCCUCGACUCGAGAAGAAGAAAAUGGAGAAAAAUGGGGAGAAGGAAUUCCCAGCAUUUCCGUACAAACCCUACUCCAUUCAGCUCGAUUUCAUGAAAUUCUUGUACGAAUCUCUCGACAGAGGCGGAAUUUCCUUGCUCGAGAGCCCCACUGGGACCGGAAAAACCCUAAGCAUGAUAUGUAGUGCACUGCAAUGGCUUGUGGACAGAAAAAAACUGGAGGGUUUGGAAAAUCUGGGUGAGUGUAAUGACAAUGUUGACAAUGAUGAGCCCGAUUGGAUGAGAAACUUCGUACCGAAUAAAGAACCCGAGAGGAAAAAUCUAAUACAUAAGAAAAAAAUUGAGUCCCGUUCUAAGGAAAAGGGAGAUGUAGUUAGAGAUUUACACAGUCUUGGUGUAAAGGAGAAAAAGAGUGAUGACAGUGAGGCGAUAAAUGUGAAGGUGAAAACUGGGGUUGAUGAGGUGGAUGAUGCGAUUUUUUUAUUAGAAGAAUAUGACAGUGAUGCAGAAAAUGGUCGGAAAUCGAAAAGGAAGAACGGUGAAGCGGAGGAUUUUUUAUUGAGCGGAGAAGAAGAGGAAGAGGAGGUGGAUGGGUUGGGUGAGGAGGAAGUGGAGACUCGGUUGAAAGUUUACUUUUGUAGCAGGACACAUUCUCAGCUUUCGCAGUUUAUGAAAGAGCUGAGGAAGACUAAAUUUGCUACUGAGUUGAGGGUUGUUUGCUUGGCUUCAAGGAAGAACUUCUGCAUCAAUGAAGAGGUGCUGAAGCUGGGGAAUUCGACUCGUGUAAAUGAGAGGUGCUUGGAGCUUCAAAAGUAUAAGAAAAAAGGCACUUCUAAAUUAAAGAAGUUGGUUUCUGGAAAAAGAGUACGUUGCAAGAGUUCUUCCUCCGGAUGUUCUAUGCUAAGGAGACGGAAAAUAGAGGAUUUCAAGAAUGAGAUUAUUCAAAAAACGGAAGCUCUGGAUAUUGAAGAUCUUGUUCGAAUGGGGCGCAAUUUGGAAGGUUGCCCUUAUUACGUUUCGAGACGAAUGUUGCCUACUGCUGAUCUCGUUGUUCUUCCUUAUCAGUCUCUUCUUUCAAAAUCAUCCCGCGAAUCAUUAGGUUUAAAUAUUAAAGACAGUGUUAUUAUCAUAGAUGAAGCUCACAAUCUAGCCGAUACUCUCAUCAGUAUGUACGAUGCAAAAAUUACAGUCCCUCAGUUGAACCAAUUGCAGUCUCACUUAGAUGGAUAUUUCCAACGAUUUCGUAAUCUUUUAGGACCGGGGAAUAGGAGGUAUUUACAGACUUUGACGACCCUCACUCGGGCCUUUUCACAAUUUCUGUCUGCUGGUAAUAAAUUUGCGAACCGAACCGAUCCCGUGUGUAAUAAUACUGAGGAGAUUACGAGUACGUCGGAGUCUACGAUGACCAUCAACGAAGUAUUAUACGCUCUGCACAUCGACGACAUCAACCCGGUCAAACUGUUGCAGUACAUGAAAGAGAGUAACAUAAUUCACAAGGUCAGUGGGUAUGGAGAAAAAGCUGCCACCUCGAGAAUCGUUGGUGAAGGGAAAGCAAUUAGUGAGGGGGAAAGUGCAAUAUCUGGUUUCAGGGCAUUAACCGACAUGCUUUCCUCUCUGAUAAAUAAUGACAGCGACGGCAAAAUAAUAGUCUCGACACCUACACAAACAUGCAACGGUCUCGAAGGAGGAUACAUAAAAUAUGUUAUGCUUACCGGAGAAAAAAUGUUUUCCGAGGUUGUCGAUCAAGCUCAUGCUAUCAUAUUGGCUGGAGGAACUUUGCAACCUAUAGAGGAAACAAAGGAAAGACUCUUCCCAUCAAUACAGCUGCAUCAGUUACCAUUCUUUUCGUGCGGUCAUAUAAUUCCUUCUGAAAAUAUUUUGCCGAUCGCUGUUAAGCAUGGACCUUCGGGUCAGUCAUUCGAUUUUAGUUUCAAAAACAGAAGCUCGCCAACCAUGAUUGAAGAGCUAGGACUUAUGCUGUGUAAUCUAGUAUCAGUUGUUCCGGAAGGUGUAGUUGUAUUUUUCUCGUCAUUUGAUUAUGAGAGCCGAGUCUAUGAUGCGUGGAAGGCAUCGGGGAUUCUUUCAAGAAUUAGUAAGAAGAAGCAAAUCUUUAGAGAACCGAGAAAGAGUACAGAUGUUGAAGCUGUCUUGAGAGAAUACAAACAAACGAUUGAUGAUUUGGCAGUUAAUUGUCCCACAUCUUGCAAUGGUGCGAUUCUACUUGCUGUUGUUGGUGGGAAAAUAUCCGAAGGUAUCAAUUUCAGUGACGGGGCGGGUCGAUGCAUAGUAAUGGUCGGAUUGCCCUAUCCUAGCCCAUCGGAUGUUGAACUGAUGGAAAGGGUGAAGCAUAUUGAAGGCCUUGGUCGAACAAUCCCGAGUAAUAAUCCUGUCUGUGGUGAGACUGGUUUUCAUGUUCUUAAAAGAUGUAAGGGCAAAGGAAAAGAGUACUACGAUAAUCUUUGCAUGAAAGCUGUGAAUCAAUCGAUUGGCAGAGCAAUUCGGCAUAGAAACGAUUAUGCAGCGAUCCUAUUGGUCGAUGCACGUUAUGCUUCUGAUUCGACAAAAAGAGGGUUUUCCCACUCAACGGAAAAGCUGCCAAAAUGGAUCAAGAAUCAGCUGGUUCCUACAGUUCCCAAUUACGGAGAAGUUCACAGGUUGCUGCAUCAGUUCUUCAAAUUCCACAAAAAAGAAGGGAUUCAACGAGUAAAUAAUAUAACAGGAUAAAAGUUGAUACAGUCUAGUGGUGACAAAUUGUUGGUAUUUACAGUAUAGUUGUUAACUAUACAGAAAUUCAUUUCUUAGCCAAGGUAGAUACGAAUUACCAAUUACGAAUCAAGUCGAUUUUGAGUUUAUUAGCAUUAAACAUGUUCAACUGAUCCAGAAGAAAAAUAAAAAUAUGAUUGAUUA
Erythranthe guttata (spotted monkey flower) is the source of this 3164-nucleotide messenger RNA. RefSeq names its product RAD3-like DNA-binding helicase protein. Gene Ontology annotation, biological process: nucleobase-containing compound metabolic process; establishment of sister chromatid cohesion. The record is from RefSeq and is a predicted model, not a curated record. Gene Ontology annotation, molecular function: DNA binding; DNA helicase activity; hydrolase activity, acting on acid anhydrides, in phosphorus-containing anhydrides. NCBI's taxonomy places the organism in Eukaryota, Viridiplantae, Streptophyta, Magnoliopsida, Lamiales, Phrymaceae. Gene Ontology annotation, cellular component: nucleus.